AUGUCAUCCAGUCUUCCCUCGACAUCUGAGAAAACACGAUCGCAAGACUCCAAUGAAUGGGACGCACGCAUCCUUGAUGAAAAGGUUAAUAAUCACGGGAAGAAAUUCUAUCUCGUAGAAUGGGUGGAUGAGCCCAAGCCCGGGAAACCUCCGAAAACCUGGGCGAAUGAGUGGAUCUCCGCCAGGAGAGCCUCCAGGGAGCUCAUAGAAUCAUGGGAGACCCAAAAAAGAGAAAAUGAGAUGCUACGUGAAACAGAUCGCCAAAGGGAACUUCGAUUGGCGCGCGAGAACGGGAAAUUGCGGGAGUCGAAGAGGACAGCUACCGAGGCCUUCGGCUUAAAUCACCGCAAGUCUGGCACCUCAAGACUGUCUGCCUCCGCGACAAGGAAAAGGAGGAAACUUUUUUUGUCGUCGUCUCCUGAAACUAGUGAACAUGGGACUGCCCCACCAACUUCCCAAUAUCCUAUGAAGGAGAAGGAUGCCAAAUCUAAACCGUCUUCCAGACUCAAUGACGAUGAUACAUACACACCGAGCUUGUCGGUUGACGACGACUCCGACUCCGACGCUGACUUUGUUGCUAGUUUGCUUUCCCCAUCGCGACGAUCUGAAACUAAAUCUCAGCUAGUGCGGGGCAACUCUAACGUACCCACUCGCCUUUCCAACGGACGUAGCUCGGUAUCAGAAGAAUCGGGAACGAAUGAAACAUAUCCCAUCACCAGAGCUCUUUCCCAGAGACAGAACGCAUCAAGUUCUGUCCGGAAAGUAGGAAGGACCAGUCACGCUCAGAGCCCGGCGAAGUCCAAGGAGGUAUCACCCACUCAAUAUCGAGCGGAAGUCAUAUUGCCCGUUCGUCCACCUCUUUCUCCUGUCUCUUCAAAGGCCCCAUCAUACUCUCAACGGUCCGACCCCAUUGAAUCCGCGAAUUUCUCUUCCCAGCCUAAUCCCAGCAAAACUUUACAUCGGAAUGAACCAACUGAUAACAUUUCCUCGUUCACUCCAACCAACCCUACUUGCUCUGUGUCUAAUCCUGUCUUAGGUUCCGAGUCCACUGUUUCCCGUUCCUCGAUGGACAACGGACAGCCAAGAAAGUCAUUCGCUAUCAUGAGCUUACAAACUCCCUCUAUCGCUAACCCUCGAGAAUCUGAGAGUGUCAGGCGAGAGUCACCUGUUGAGGACUACCCACCCAGCCAAGAGACGGGUGCCUCGUCGGAUCGGCAAACGGAUACGAGAAAGGAUUUCAAAGCGGACAAUCAUGCUGCGGCUCAGUUAUUACUACCUUCUGUGGCGGGCAACUUCAAUGACGCGUUCAUGGUCAAUUCUGGGAUCAAUGAUGAACCUGCAGGGCUGGACUCAAGAACUGUCUUGACUCAGUCUGUUGUACCGGCGACCGUAAGUGACAAUGCCGGGGACACAACCAUUACAUCUCAGUCAUCUUCUAAUCCAUCUAUGUCGCAGCAGCUCAAAUCGACUUUGGAUCUACUUGACAGCAGAAACCACAUGAUCAAUGACCUACGGAAGCAGAAGGCGGAUGUUGAGGCUCGGCUUAUCGCGGCUCUUCGUUCCUCCGAGCCCCACAUCUCUUCUAAUGAUGACUGGGAUGCUAUUAUCGCCGCCUUGAGAGCCCAGAAUGUGGCUUUAGAAUCCCAACUGAACAAGGUUGCCCCGUCAUUUGAACAGCAAAUCGGGGAAUUGCGUAUCCAAGUGGAGGAGCUGGCGGAACGGGAUGCCCGGCAUGAUCACAGCGCUCAGGAGCUCACGCACCAGCUCGCAAUGAUGCGUACUGAACUGGAGCAAGCACGUUCCACCAACCGAGAGCUCUCUCAAGUGAAUAGGAAGCUAGCGGGAACAAUCGCUAGACUAGAGAAAAACGUUGCUCAUGCCUCCAAUGACAUGGCCUCUACCCGGAGCAGGAUGGAGUCCCAGCAGGAACUCAUAGCAGAUCUCAAGACACAGGUGGACAAUCUCGCGAAUCGCCUACGCGCGCACGCAAAGAGCAGCGGCAACGAUAUUACCAACCGUGAAUCCGAAGCCCAACGAGACGAGAUUCAGAAACUCAGGCACGAACUUAGUAACCAGGGUCCCAAUAUUCGGCAAGAUGGGAAUGCAAAUCGAGAAGCGGAGCUGAAGCGGGCACUCGCAGCGUCGGAGGAGCGUAUUGCCUCACUCAUUGCUCAAACAUCCAGCGAUGCCGAGGAAUCAUCCCGUCUACGCGCUUCUUUAGACGAGGAACGAGAACUUCAUCAGUCAUCGAAAGACAGUAUUGAAUAUCUCCGCCAGCGGUACCAGCAUGCAUCAGACGCGGCAGCGAAAUUAGGUCAAGAAAAUCGCAUACUUGAAAGAAAGAAUGAUCAAGCAGCCUCCCAGGCUAACGACGGCGUCAAGCAGGCCCAGCUUUUCUAUAGGACGCAGAUCCAACGGCUUGAACAAGAACUCGACCAAAGUAACACCCGCGUCGCCAUUCUCAACAAGAAAGGAAUCAGAACUGUCACUGGAAACAUCGAUACACUCGAGGUCGAUUAUAGGAGUCUUACGUUUCGUCAUGAACAACUGCGGCAAGAGCAUUCGGAGUUGGAAAACGACUUGCACGACUUGCAGCUGGUGGCAGUGGAAUUUAAGGAGCACGUAGACCGCCUCGCCGCAGUGGGAGUGGACGUUGACUACCCCAUCGAAUACGUCAUAGACGAUGUCAUCGAACGCUUCAACUUCCUCCUGGAGCCCUGGAAUCAUUUCAACAGACUCAGUGAUGUUGGGAUUGAUGUAGAGUUGGAGCCGAAAAGUUUCGAAGCGCUUGUUGAUCGAAUUAUUGCGCGGAUCCGAGCCCCCAUAGGUGUCGAGCUUGAGUCUAACUUGAACGAGCCUAACCCUGCAAUUUCUACUCAGACCCAGCAGAGUGGGACCCUGCCUACCGAUCGUCCCCUUUCUCCACCUGACUUCUCGAACAUCAAUGACGAUGUUACUGACGCACAGUACCGUGAAACUUCGCCUGCCUCCUUAGCCUUGCCACCCGCAGAUACCUCGCUGUUAUCGAAGUCAGAACCAGUGCCCUUACCCUCGAGCCAGAACCAGCCUACUGCCCUUCUAUCCAACACACCACCCUACACACAGCAAGAUCCACAGGAUGAGGUCUUCCCAUGUCCAGUGUUGGAAAAACCCCAUGAGCCAUGUUUGAGUACUUUUCUGGCACGAGAUGAGCUUAAACGACACAUCCUUGAUUCGCAUGUUGAACUUACUCUGUACACUUUCAACACUGCGCAAUCAAAACCCAACCCUAAUUCAUAA
Molecule: messenger RNA, 3279 nt
Organism: Cantharellus anzutake
Lineage: Eukaryota; Fungi; Basidiomycota; Agaricomycetes; Cantharellales; Hydnaceae
Exons: 6
Coding region: 1-3279 (1092 amino acids)
Source: RefSeq, a predicted model, not a curated record